CGGCCGCCAUGUUGGUCCUUCUGCCCAAGUCUCUCUAGCUGUAGGAGCUCGAGCUGGUUACUGCUCUCGACGCUGCCGAAUCUCUGGCCCUUUUUCUGCCCUGGUUGCACCCAGGCGGGCUGGCGAACAGCUCCCGGGGUGCCCUGUGUGUGGCUGCAAGAAAGUUCCUGCACUCCUCUGAUAAGCCUGGCACUGGUGAAACACCUUUGUGCGGUCAUCUGAGUAAAUAUUCCAGCAGCCCUCGGAGAUAACGAUGUUUGAACUGAACUACUAGGGAUUCUGAAAUCAAAAUACAAUUAAUAAUGGCAGGAAAAUCAUCUCUUUUUAAAGUAAUUCUUCUUGGAGAUGGUGGAGUUGGCAAGAGUUCUCUUAUGAACAGAUAUGUUACCAAUAAAUUUGAUGCCCAGCUCUUCCACACAAUAGGUGUGGAAUUUUUAAAUAAAGAUUUGGAGGUGGAUGGACAUUUUGUUACCAUGCAGAUUUGGGACACAGCUGGUCAAGAGCGAUUCCGAAGCCUGAGGACACCAUUUUACAGAGGUUCUGACUGUUGCCUGCUUACUUUUAGUGUUGAUGAUUCACAAAGCUUCCAGAAUUUGAGCAACUGGAAGAAAGAAUUCCUGUAUUAUGCAGAUGUGAAAGAGCCUGAAAGCUUUCCUUUUGUUAUUUUGGGCAACAAGAUUGAUAUAAGCGAACGGCAGGUGUCUACAGAAGAAGCCCAAGCCUGGUGCAGGGACAAUGGCGACUGUCCUUACUUUGAAACGAGUGCAAAAGAUUCCACCAAUGUUGCAGCAGCCUUUGAGGAGGCAGUUCGGAGAGUUCUGGCUACAGAAGAUAGGUCAGAUCACCUGAUCCAGACAGACACAGUCAAUCUGCACCGAAAGCCCAAGCCAAACUCAUCAUGCUGUUAAUGGCAUUAAAGAGAUGGUGUAUUCUAACCAACACACACAAACACACACGCAUACACAUGAGAUAAUUAGUGUUUGCAGCAGGGUUCAUCUACUAAUAAAAUUCAACUAACGAAUGUCGCUGCCUCAAUAGUUGAUGGGAGAAGGGACACAUUCACUCUGGAGGAAUCUAUUUACUCAGUGACACAUUACAUUUAUAAAUUGUAAUGGUUGUCUAAUGUUUCUUUAAUUUAAAAUGUUAGCGCUAAUAAGAUGACCAAGAAUUGAGUUUUAAUUCAAAUAAAAACCUUGACUAUUCUAGAAGUUAGACUUAGAUUGUUUUUCCCCACAAGAAAAUGGAGAUGGAGAAUUACUUUUAUAUGUGUAUAUUUUUAUGUAAUUAGCAUUCUAUUCUUGGUCCAGGAAAGUAAAUUCCUACAGCAUUACUAUUAAAGAUUAAACUCUAAUGCA
Messenger RNA from Psammomys obesus (fat sand rat), 1355 nucleotides. It is a transcript of the gene Rab9a, whose product is annotated as RAB9A, member RAS oncogene family. The transcript is spliced from 4 exons. The record is from RefSeq and is a predicted model, not a curated record. Gene Ontology annotation, cellular component: late endosome; phagocytic vesicle; lysosome. Gene Ontology annotation, molecular function: GTPase activity; GTP binding. NCBI's taxonomy places the organism in Eukaryota, Metazoa, Chordata, Mammalia, Rodentia, Muridae. Gene Ontology annotation, biological process: retrograde transport, endosome to Golgi; Rab protein signal transduction. Bases 303 to 908 code for a protein of 201 amino acids.